Messenger RNA from Xiphias gladius (swordfish), 2754 nucleotides. RefSeq names its product glutamate receptor ionotropic, NMDA 2D-like. Lineage: Eukaryota; Metazoa; Chordata; Actinopteri; Istiophoriformes; Xiphiidae. Gene Ontology annotation, biological process: synaptic transmission, glutamatergic; excitatory postsynaptic potential; monoatomic ion transport. The transcript is spliced from 18 exons. The record is from RefSeq and is a predicted model, not a curated record. Gene Ontology annotation, molecular function: NMDA glutamate receptor activity; transmitter-gated monoatomic ion channel activity involved in regulation of postsynaptic membrane potential. Bases 361 to 2700 code for a protein of 779 amino acids. Gene Ontology annotation, cellular component: NMDA selective glutamate receptor complex; plasma membrane; postsynaptic density membrane.
GAGGAGGAGGAGGAAGGGGAGUAACGGAUACAGCUUCGUUGGCAGGAGUGGCUGCGAUGGCCUCGUUUUCCUCCUCCUUGUCAUCCCUGUCGCUGGCGGCGCUUGUGGGGGAGACGGUGAUGACACCGUCAGGUCAGGCCAACGUCAUCUACCUGGCUGUGAAUGAGAGCAGCCCAGGCAGCCUGCUCCUGCAGCUGUGUGAGCUACUGGCCACCACACCACUGCAGUAUGACACUUGUGAUGGGAGCAGAUCUGAGUUGGCAACCUCAUCUCUGAGAGCUGCUUGUGAUCAUACUGACGGAGGGUUUGGUGUUUGAGGAAGAGCGACCGCCGCCGCCAAACCGCGCCCCUCUGGCCCCCAUGCUGGAGUUUGUCUCCGCCCAGACGGGGGUUCCUGUGGUUGCUGUAGGGGGAGGGGCCAGCCUGGGACGAGAGCCACAGGAGAGCGGCUCCAUCUACCUCCAGUUCACCUGCUCCACCUCGCUACAACUCGAGGUCAUCUUCGAGGUGCUUGAAGAGUACGACUGGACCGCCUUCUCCGUGGUGACCACCCGUCACCAUGGCUACGAGGACUUCCUGGCCAUGGUGGAGGGUAUGACGGAUGGUUCGUUCAUCGGCUGGGAGAAGAAGAGUGUGGUGAUUCUUAAUGUGACGGACGACCCCGGUGGGGCGCGAACCAAGCGGCUGCUCAAAGACAAUGAAGCCCAGGUCCGUCUUCUGUACUGCUCCCUGGAGGAGGCCGAGCUGGUUUUCCGGGCAGCCUGGGCGGCGGGUCAGGCCGGGCCCAGUCACAUGUGGUUCGCCGUGGGACCGGCCCUGUCUGGUUUGGGCCUGGAGGGGUUGCCCAAGGCCUUAUUCGCCAUCCGGCCGCAGGGCUGGAGGGACGAGCCACGGAGGCGUAUUGCCAAGGGCGUCUCUGUGCUGACCCAUGGGGCGAUGGCUCUGCGGAGGGACCAGGGGGCCACCAGCCGGUCCCAGUACGCCGGCAACUGCCAGAGUGACGGUAACCAGACCCAUCGAGUGCCAGACAGGAUCAGGUACUUCACCAACAUAUCCAUCGGCGGUCGGGAUUACUCCUUCAACAGUGACGGCUACCUGUCCAACCCGCUGCUGGAUGUCAUCUCCUACACCAAUGGGAGAGGCUGGGAGGAGGUGGGCUGGUGGGAGAACGGACACCUUCGUCUUCGAUACCAUCCCUGGUCUCGGUACGGCUCUUUCCUGAAGCCUCUGGAUGACUCCCAACACCUCCGAGUGGUCACCCUGGAGGAGAGGCCCUUUGUCAUUGUGGAGCCUGCUGACCCGGGCACCAGCUCCUGCAUCCGGGACUCUGUACCCUGCCGCAUGCCCAUCAACUCCAGUUUGGUGGUGGAUGGCGCCGGGCCCAUGAAGCACUGCUGCAAAGGGUUUUGCAUCGACGUCCUUAAGCGUCUGGCCAAGAUUGUGGGCUUCACCUAUGACCUUUACCUGGUGACUAACGGCAGGCACGGGAAGAACAUUGAUGGGGAGUGGAACGGCAUGGUCGGGGAGGUGGUAUCCAACAGGGCUGACAUGGCAAUCGGCUCUCUCACCAUUAAUGAAGAGAGGUCAGAGGUCGUGGAGUUUUCCGUACCGUUCGUGGAGACCGGCAUCAGCGUCAUGGUUUCCCGCAGCAAUGGCACCGUAUCGCCCUCUGCUUUCCUUGAGCCCUACAGCCCAGCGGUGUGGGUGAUGAUGUUUGUGAUGUGCCUGUCGGUGGUGGCUGUCACUGUCUUCAUCUUCGAGUUCUUCAGCCCCGUGGGAUACAACCGCAGCCUGCAGAGCGCCAAGAAGUCAGGUGGAUCUAAGUUCACCAUUGGGAAGUCGGUCUGGCUGUUGUGGGCACUGGUCUUCAACAACUCUGUGCCUGUGGAGAAUCCCAGAGGAACCACCAGCAAGAUCAUGGUGCUGGUGUGGGCCUUCUUCGCCGUCAUCUUCCUGGCCUCCUACACAGCCAACCUGGCUGCCUUCAUGAUCCAGGAGGAGUACAUCGACACGGUGUCGGGGCUGUCAGAUAAGAAGUUCCAGCAGCCGACGGAGCAGUACCCACCACUGCGUUUCGGCACGGUGCCAAACGGCAGCACCGAGGAGAACAUCCGCUCCAACUACCCCAACAUGCACCAGUAUAUGAUCCGCAACAACCAGAAGGGUGUCGAGGAGGCCAUUGACAACCUCAAGACCGGGAAACUGGAUGCCUUCAUUUAUGAUGCUGCAGUGCUGAACUACAUGGCCAGGAAGGACGAGGGCUGCAAGGUGAUGACCAUUGGAUCUGGUAAGGUGUUCGCCACCACAGGCUACGGCAUCGCCCUGCACAAGAACUCCCGCUGGAAACGGCCACUGGACCUGGCUCUGCUGCAGCUGGUUGGAGACGAUGAGAUUGAUAUGUUGGAACGUCUCUGGCUGUCGGGCAUCUGCCACAACGAUAAGAUCGAGGUGAUGAGCAGUAAACUGGACAUUGACAACAUGGCGGGGGUCUUCUACAUGCUGCUGGUGGCCAUGGGGCUCAGCCUCCUGGUAUUUGCCUGGGAACAUCUGGUGUACUGGAAACUACGACACUGCGUGAAGCGAUCUGGUGGGAUGGACUUCCUUCUGGCUCUCAGCAGGGUGAGAGAAGGCAGCACAGACCCCCCCCCCGUACACUUCAAGAAGCACCCUGGUUUAUUGGCUCGAAAAAACAAGAAUUAAAUUGUUAUUGAAUUAUCUAAAUAAACACAAGUGGUAGCCAGAGAUGCAUUCAGC